Messenger RNA from Nicrophorus vespilloides, 940 nucleotides. RefSeq names its product PITH domain-containing protein GA19395. Gene Ontology annotation, cellular component: nucleus. The record is from RefSeq and is a predicted model, not a curated record. The transcript is spliced from 4 exons. NCBI's taxonomy places the organism in Eukaryota, Metazoa, Arthropoda, Insecta, Coleoptera, Silphidae. Bases 90 to 716 code for a protein of 208 amino acids.
UUAACAUAGUGCCAAUAUAGUGCAGAAAAGUAAGGCAAAUUGUGCAGAAUAGUGAAUGCAUCGUGGAUGAUCAAUUGAUUUUCUUUGAAAUGGCUCCGCAUAAUCACGGAAACAGUUGUGAGGGAGAUCACGAUCACGAUGAAACCCCUGAAAUGGGUUUACAGUACAGCCUGUACGCGAAAAUCGACAAGGACAACUUGGUUUGUUUGAACGAGGUUUCCGAAGGUUCCGGUAAACUCGUCUUCAAACCGUGGGAGGAUAGGUUGAAUUUCGAGGCGUUUGUAGAAUCUGAUGCUGAUGAAGAAUUGCUCUUUAAUAUUCCUUUCACUGGUAACAUAAAGUUGAAAGGUAUUAUUCUUGUUGGUGGUGAAGAUGACUCACAUCCAGCCAAGAUGAGACUAUUCAAAAACAGACCACAGAUGAAUUUUGAUGAUAUUGCUUGUGUUGCUGAUCAAGAAUUUGAAUUGCACCAUGACACCAAUGGGACAUUGGAAUAUUCAACUAAGGUUGUUACAUUCAACACUGUUCAUCAUUUGACUAUCCAUAUUCCAAGCAAUUUUGGGGCCGAUCAAACCAAGAUUUACUACAUUGGAUUGAGAGGCGAAUUCACUGAGGCUCAUAGACAUGGCGUGACUAUUUGCACAUACGAAUCGUCUCCGAACAUGUCCGACCACAAGAAUCCCUUGACCGACAGCGUUAACCAGCAAAUACAAUAGAUAAAUUGUCUUUCUAUAUUACCAUUAAGUUAUUACACCUGCUAUUAAAUUGAAUUAACUAUAUUAACUAAUAGAUGCAAAGAGAUGUUGUAGAGAAAGCUUAGUUACAAAUUUAAUGUGCCAAAGAAAGAUAACUGCUUUAGAAAACUAUAUCAUAUCACGAAUGUAGUGAAUUGUUGAACGUAUUCCUAUGUUUUUAAGUAUAAAAAUGAUAUUUUAUGAAA